Molecule: messenger RNA, 1568 nt
Organism: Clarias gariepinus (North African catfish)
Lineage: Eukaryota; Metazoa; Chordata; Actinopteri; Siluriformes; Clariidae
Exons: 6
Coding region: 223-1146 (307 amino acids)
Source: RefSeq, a predicted model, not a curated record
ACGACACGCUGUGGUUUCCUCUUCAGUCAGUUCAGAGCCACACAUGGGACUAAAACACAGCUCUUAUACACAGGGUUAUGUGGUUGUGACUGAAGGAUGAGUUGGUGAACAUCAGUGUGUACCGUGUCCUCAGGAGAAGCUGCUGGUUUAUAACCUCAGUGUGUGAGGAGACGACGUCCUCUCAGCCUGGAGUCCCUCCUGGUCUUAAGGACGUCUGCAGACAUGACCAUCUACACCAGCUCCCUGAUCCUGUUUUGCCAGCUUGUUUUGACGAGUUCUCCCUCUCUCUCUCAACGAACGCCACCGUAUGAAAUGGCCAAACUCGGUGAGCCUGCUACUCUCACCUGCCAGGGGGAAUGUUCCGGUUCAGCCCGGUGGAUUAUGGGCCGUAAAGGUCCCUGUGUAGCCGACUGUAAUCAUACAAAGUGUCACCAUGAGAAGGGCUUUAACAUCUCACAUUAUCGGUACCUAAAGGGAGAUCUGUCUCUCACCAUCAACACAGCUGAUUACAGGAAGAGGACCUGGUUCACCUGUCAGUGUGAUGGAGAACUCAUCCGGCGUGUGUAUCUUCGCUUCCAGCGUAUGAACUACAGCUUCCAGCUGGAACAUGGAGAGUCCUUCAGUGUGAAUCACUCCAUCUCAGAGCGAGUGAAGAUCACGUUUAACAGGACAGCUGAUGGUGGGAGUCAGGAGUCUCUCACACUCUAUGAAACCAGUGAGAGUAAAGUUCACUAUCACACUGACUAUAAGGAGAGAGCCGUGUCCAAGUCCUGCUUUAUUCUGAGUGAUGUCACAGUCUCUGACAGCGGGGUGUACGCCGUGUGGGACGCUGAUAAUGAUGAGGUCAUAGCUACAUACAGACUCACUGUUACAGAAAAGAAGACAGAUGGAAAAACCCUGCCUCCAGUAACAGGUGAACAGGCACACAGCAGCUGGGCUGUUGGUGGUAUGUUCUGUCUGGGUUUGGUGCUCGGUGUUCUCCUCCAUCGCUAUGUCCUUCCAUGGACAUCAAACAAGUGGAACAGGCUGAAGAAAAAGAUCACAAAUGGUUCUGAGCGUGAUCAGAGACCAGCGGAGGAGAAUGAUGAUUCUGCUGAAAAAGAUACGCUAAACCCUGCAGCUUCCAGUCAAGUCUCGGAUGGAUAAUCAUCUCAUUUUCUUCAUCUAUAUCGCUUUAUCCUGUAUACAGGGUUGCUGGGGGCCUGGAGCCUAUCUAGGGUGAACUGGAACCUUCUGACUAGGGCACGAGGCGGGGUAAACCCUGGAUGGGGUGCCAAUCCAUUGCAGGACAAAUUACUGACAGCAUCACACAAAACUGGAAGAAAAGAAAUGUCACAGAUAAAUACAAAUCCGGCACACUCCUCAACACACACACACACACACACACACACACACACACACACACACACACACACACACACACACACACACACACACAAAAACAGCAAAAAGUCACAGUGAGAAGAGAGGAGAGUCACGCUCUAUUCCCUUUAUGACUCUUGGGCUGAUUUCAACUUAAAUAAAUUUUGUAAAACUGAAUCAAGGUUGCCAGAUUUCAGCAGAUAACC